This is a messenger RNA of Myripristis murdjan (pinecone soldierfish), 3094 nucleotides long. It is a transcript of the gene prr35, whose product is annotated as proline rich 35. The transcript has 4 exons. The record is from RefSeq and is a predicted model, not a curated record. The coding region runs from base 308 to 2554 and encodes 748 amino acids. Lineage: Eukaryota; Metazoa; Chordata; Actinopteri; Holocentriformes; Holocentridae.
GACGCGCUGCCCUCUCGGUGCCGCUGCGCAGAGGAGUGACAGCCAGCCACACCGGGACACUCUCUAGGACGUUUCUUUCUCAGAGGGAGAGUCAACAUCGAUCCACCAUCUUAGGCCCUGCUCCAGAGAGAGUGCGCUUUUUCCUGUUUUCAUCUACAUUCAAGCCUGAGGAAACAUUCACCACAAAUGAAAUGCGCCCUGGCAGAAAAGAUAAAUAUUCUAAAAAAAAAUCUUUCUUGAAUUUUCAUUAACCUAAUAUAGUCUCAUAAUCUUCAUAAAUACCAAGACUGAGCGGUUUAUCUCAAUCAUGUCCAAGGACGACACAUGUAAAGUGACGUCUGUCUGCAAACACAAGGAGCGCAAGCCCAAGAAGCCUCACUACAUCCCACGGCCAUGGGGCAAACCAUACAACUACAAAUGCUUCCAGUGCCCCUUUACCUGCAUGGAGAAGUCCCACCUAUACAACCACAUGAAGUACAGUCUCUGUAAGAACUCCCUGUCCUUGCUCAUAGAGUCAGACUGGCCCUAUAAGAAAGGCAACAUCCUGCACCCGGACCAGCUGCGACCCCUUCAGCAGGUGCACGGCCUCCACACAAGUGGGAAAGAUGAGCCAGAGCAGGUAACAGGGACUGAGGAGAGACCUAAGCAGCGAAGGACAGUGGAGGAGGAAGGUGAGGACAGGGAGAGCCAGGGGCCAGAAGAUGAAGAAGAGGGAUUACGAGUGGAAGGAGCAGAAGUGGCUGGGCUGACAAAAGAGAGCUCCAAUAGCAACAGCAACAGGGGAGACACUGUAGAAGGCGUCACCAAGAAAACCAAACGGCAAGAAUCAGAACUUCUGAUGGCUGAUAUGUUCUCCCUUGAAGAUCAGCUUUUGCGGGCACGCUCGGUGGAGGUGGAGGCCCAGCUGAAGCACUAUAAGCUGUCCAAGACCUGUCUAACAGCUCCGGGUCUGCUGUCAGAGCAGUGGCGGCUGUUAGCUACCAGCCAGACAAAGGCAAAGGCAGAAGGUACCCAGCCCCGAGUGGGAAGUUCGAUCCCUUGCUAUCCUCCUCCACCCAACCUGGUGGACUACCAGGAUCCGACUGGACUCAACCUAUCAGUCCUUGGUGUGGGCUACCCCCUAAAUCCCAGUAUCUUCUCCUACAUGAACUCAGCUAUUCCAACUGCUGCCACCAACCUCACUGCUCAAACCCAUGCACAGCUAGCCCAGCUCCCUUUCCUCGCCUCAGCCGCUCAGCUCAUGCACCCUGCCUCCAGCACACACCCUCACACAGACCGAGCGCUCCUCCCUCCUCGUCUCUACUACCCCUUCCUGUGUGAGCAUACCUUUGGGCCGGCAUCCGGUCAGAGCGAUGCCAGCAAAGGGCUCAAAACCUCUACAAACAGUCUGGAGGGUAAUCCCUUGCCCAGCUACCAGCCCAAAGUCAAUCUGUGGAAAGUGCCUGCUUUGCGGCCAGGCAACACCGCAGUCUCCUCCGCUGGCUGGGUUUCUCCUCAGAGAGAGUCCCCUGACCCAGGCUAUAGGCUGGGGGAUAAACUGCAGGCAACAGCUAAGGAUGGUAAAGCAGGAUGGGGCCUCAAGAGGACAGGGGCCCCGCUGGGGAACCAUGAGGCCCCUGUGGAGAAGAAGCCGGCCAUGGGCUUCACAUGGGACCUCCUGAAGAACAUCCAAAAUGCCUCCAGUCUAACUAUGUCAGCAGACAAACUUCUCCUCCAUAGCAGUUUACAGGGUACUCAGCCUCACACCCGGCCUGGUGAAUCAUGGUACACUGAUCCCCUCACCAGUCCCAAUACUGAAUCAGCCCCGCUUCCUACAUGCGGGGGACACAACAGCCAGGACGCUACCACUGCCCGAGCAAUUGGUGAGGGAGCUUCAGAGUCAGUGGCUGCCCUCCUCAACGAUCUCUCUAAGGCCCUACAGGAGUACCAGGAGGCUGAGCGCAAAAUCUCCCACCUGGAGAAAGAGGACCUUCCUGCCCAGCGCCACCUCUGGGAGCACCUGAACAAGAUCCGCAGCGAGCUGUCCCACAUCCACCUGGCACUGGAGCGGACGUCCCGCCAGACGGAAGGACCCUUAGACCUGUCGGUGAAGAAAGACCCGACGGAUGCACUCGCCCACGGUGAGCAGGGCACGAGGGAAGAAGGCAGCCUUAAAGAAAACACGACAGAGACGGAGGAGGAAGACGAGGAGGCAGAGGAGGAGAGGUAUGAGGAGGAGGAUGAGAGUGAGAGGAAGGCCAUGAAGGCUUCGCUGGAGAGUCGCAAGCAGUCAUUGGACAUGCUGAUCAAGAUGAGUCAGGCGGGAGUGUCGGUGGUAAACACAGAAGUUCUCUCACCCGCUGGCCUGGGUUUGAGGCCCAGUCCGGCCGAGGCCUUAUGGCCAAGCAGAACUACUAAGUGUGAGGCUGACUCCAGCGUCCUGCUGUGCCCAGACGGCCGACCCGUAGUCUUCACUGACAUCCCCCCGUCUGCCAAAACCCCAAAGAGGCCGCCGUCCAUACAGCGACUAGAAGCUCAGUGUCCUCCUAGCCCAUUAACAGCCACAGACAAUUAAAACAUGAUUUAUCUGACUCUGUAAACGCCCGUAGCCGGAAUAUAACAGAUUCUAUACAGCUAUUCAGAUUUUACGGCUACAUGCAUUUGUAUUUUUCAUUGGCAUGCCCUUUGACUUUCACUCUCAUCUCCCAUUUCCAUUCACACCAGCCUCAAACAUUUAGCACCUUAUAAGACAAACAGAGAAUGAAGGACAAAAUACGGCAAACGAGAAGUGAUACUAAUGCACUAAAGACUGGACAUUGAUUGUCAGUAUUUGAUUCCUUUCAAGGUAAUAGUAAAAUGUAACUUAAAAAAUGAAAAAAGUAAAUAGGCCAGCAGUUAACGAAGCAAAAGGGGACACAAUAAUUUUCAGUGCCCUUCUAGUCCAUUAGAGUAAUAUUAAGAGACAAUCCUUUGAGCAGAUUUGUAAAUAAUGUACAUUUUUUGAUCAAUGUAAGUAAAAUGUUUUAAAGGUUAAAUGUUAUGUUUUAUAUGAAUGAUGUCAUGUUGGACUGUAUCAUUGCAUUUGAUGGAAAUAAAAUUGUAUUAUACACACUGU